This is a messenger RNA of Cicer arietinum (chickpea), 2015 nucleotides long. RefSeq names its product cysteine protease ATG4. Lineage: Eukaryota; Viridiplantae; Streptophyta; Magnoliopsida; Fabales; Fabaceae. Gene Ontology annotation, cellular component: cytoplasm. The record is from RefSeq and is a predicted model, not a curated record. Gene Ontology annotation, biological process: protein delipidation; mitophagy; autophagosome assembly. Gene Ontology annotation, molecular function: protein-phosphatidylethanolamide deconjugating activity; cysteine-type endopeptidase activity.
UAUUAUUUUGGAAAGAUAAAUAAACUCACUUUAAAACAUAUUUUAUACCUAGAAAGUUGAAAGAAAGAAAGAAAGAAAGAAAGAAAUUGAGUCCGAAACAAGUCUCAUAGCUGAGUUGAAUCAAUUCAAUUCAGGAUCCAAAUUCUUCAACUUUUCACCAUCUUAUCCUCAUAUUGGCAAAAACUUGGCUUGCUUCUAUGAGCCAAAUCUUGUGUUUUAUGUGGCUUCAUAAUGGUAUUGAAGGGUUUUUGUGAAAGGAUUGUUGCUGCUAAAUGUUCUGCUAAAAGUUCAACCGAUACUGUAGAUAAUACUCAAGUGCCCGCCUCUUCAAAGGCAGGGUCUAGUGAUAGUAAGUUUCCCAAGGCUUCCUUAUGGUCAACCUUCUUUACAUCUGGUUUUUCAGUCGAUGAAACAUAUAGUGAAUCAUCCGCUUCUGAAAAGAAAGCAGUUUAUUCUCGAAAUAGCGGGUGGGCAGCUGCUGUGAGGAAAGUCGUUAGUGCCGGUGGCUCAAUGAGGAGAUUUCAGGAGCGUGUUCUAGGGUCAAGCAGGACUGACAUUUCGUGCUCUGAUGGUGAUGUGUGGCUUCUAGGCGUCUGCCAUAAAAUUUCACAGCAAGAAUCAACUGGAGAUGUAGAUACUCGUAAUGUGUUUGCAGCAUUUGAGCAAGAUUUUUUCUCAAAAAUAUUAGUAACAUAUCGAAAAGGCUUUGAUGCAAUUGAAGAUUCUAAGUAUACAAGUGAUGUUAAUUGGGGUUGUAUGCUUCGAAGCAGUCAGAUGCUUGUUGCUCAGGCAUUACUUUUUCAUAAAUUAGGCAGAUCGUGGAGAAAAACUACUGACAAGCCAGUUGAUAAAGAAUAUAUUGACAUCUUGCAACUAUUUGGUGAUUCGGAGGCUGCUGCUUUUUCCAUCCAUAAUCUUCUUCAAGCUGGUAAAGGUUAUGGUCUAGCUGUUGGGUCAUGGGUGGGACCAUAUGCUAUGUGUCGCACAUGGGAAGUUCUAGCUCGAAACCAAAGGGGGACAAAUGAAAUUGGAGAACAAACACUUCCAAUGGCUAUUUACGUUGUUUCGGGAGAUGAAGAUGGGGAGCGAGGUGGAGCACCGGUUGUCUGCAUUGAAGAUGCCUCCAAAUGCUGUUCUGAGUUUUCAAGGGGCCUAGUUCCUUGGACACCUCUACUUUUAUUGGUUCCCUUGGUUCUUGGACUUGAUAAAGUCAAUCUAAGGUAUAUUCCAUUGUUGCAGUCAACUUUUAAGUUUCCCCAGAGCCUUGGAAUCUUGGGUGGAAAACCAGGUGCCUCAACAUAUAUUAUUGGUGUUCAGAAUGAAAAGGCAAUCUACCUUGAUCCACAUGAUGUUAAGCCGGUUGUUAAUAUUAAUGUGGAUACUCAAGAGCCUAAUACAUCAUCAUAUCACUGCAAUAUUAUCAGGCACAUGCCUCUAGAUUCGAUUGACCCAUCUUUGGCUAUUGGAUUUUACUGUCGAGACAAAGAUGAUUUUGACGAUUUCUGUUCUCGGGCUUCUAAGCUUGCAGAAGAAUCAAAUGGGGCACCAUUAUUCACUGUAGCUCAAUCUAGGAGUCUCUCAAUGCAAGUCACAAGUAGUUCUGUAUCAGGUGACAACAACACUAGAUUUCAAGAGGAUGGUUCCCUUGGUAUGGACCUUGUCAAUGAUGCAGGCACCAAUGAGGACGAUUGGCAAUUCCUCUAACUGUAGAAGUAUGGCAGGGUAAAAAAGUUGUUGCUUGAUUCUCAAAACUAUUUACCACUUGCCGAGUUUGGUCGAUCCUCGACUUGUCACUUGCACUCUUCAAACGUUGUUCAAUAGGCUUGUAGAAAUUUGAACUCAUUGCGAUUCUUUGACUUAAAUCAUUUGGUCAUUUGUUCAUAUAGCUAACCAAGUAUUUGUUGUACAUUAAACCAGCUCGUUCAUAUUUGUUGAUGUACUCUUUUUUUGGUUACGGUGGUGUAGUGGAUAUUACUUUAGCAAUGUCAAAUAAGUGGCAGAGUAGUUCAUAUUGA